CACAUCAGCUGUACGUAGUAGGAGUUUGUAACGAUGAUGGCUAUUUUAAAACAAUAACACCGGGCGUUAAUAAGUAAAAUGUGGUCUCGGACCGAGCCCGUGGUUAUGUUCUCGCGAGGCUUUUUUCCCCGGAAGUGGAAGUGAAUAUAGGGUGACAAUACGCAGAGCAACAAUCGUCCGGUGUAAAAAUGUGUGAAAAUUAUUACAUUACAAACACGGUCAAAUUAACAUCACUAACAUCGGUUCCCAAUGAUGACGUGUUUGCUGUCAUUUUGGUUCCUUUGCCCGACUUUAACACGAAUGACUCCCACUUCUCCAGUUUGCGCGUUUUACUGACGUAGUAAAAUGGGAGAAUACAUUUGCAAAUUAUUUAAUGAAAUUCAGUGAGCUGCCAGUGUUAUUUUGCCCAAAAGCAACGCGUAUUGGACGGUUGAGCUUGUAUAGGGACACGGAGGAGGCGGAUACAGAGCCGGGUGCUGUGACGUCAUUGGUUGCUAAGUGAACGUGACCCUGAUGCCUUCACGAGACGCUCCUGCCCAGUUUACCCCUCGAUCGCCACGCUGCAACAACCACUCUACGUCCUCGCCUGCGCCGAGUUGGCACAAUGGCUUUUUGAAUUUUACAAAAAGUCGUAACCGAGAAGACGCCGUGCUUUGCUUUGGCAACGCACCCCAAGCUCUCUAUACUAUUUCUCUGCAAGAAUGGAGUUUCACUAUGCCCGCCCAGCUCCGCUCUCUGUGGCCCAGCUGUCAGACCCCGCCAGCUCCCAGCACAUGCUCCGACUUGGCCUGAACCCAAGUGCCAAUGGACAGAACGAUGACGGCGACACCGGCUCCUGUUUGGAAGUCUCUUCGUGCGUGCCCGGCAGACCUCCUCGCUCUCUCUCACCCACAGGCUAACCACAGCCAAUCACAGGGGUGCAGGGGGGAGGUGUCAGAGGGGAGUCAGCACUUAAUUGGUGAGUUGCACUAAGUGGGCUUUUUUAUAUUUUGCCACAUCUCAGGUGGGCUCGGCACUGCGGCGCAUCCUUCCUUGCCAGACAGUGAUGUUCUCACCGACUGGAUGACGGAAGAAGUCGACUUCUCCUCAUACCUCCCGAAUCCUCCCUCCCCUCCUUCCUCCACCAAUGCCUCCCUUCCCCCGUCACCCCUUCAGAAUGACAUCCACGUGCCCUCCGACUUAGAGGUUAUGACCUCUCUGCUGCAAGAGGAACUAGCCCAACUGGAAGACUACUUCCUGUCCGAGCCGCUGCCAGAGAAAGGUCCCAGGCUGGGAAGAUGUGACCGGGCUUCGCUGCUGACGGGUCCUCAGCCGUACAGUCAGCUGCCCUGCGCGUCGUACUCCGCACCCAACCAGUCGGAAUCCAGCCCGUUUCUGCUCACCCUGGCAAGCGGAGAAGUGGACUUGCUCGGUGUGUGUGCCGGGCCGGUAGGGCGGUCCAAAAUUCCCAGAUACACCCCGUACAGCUGCGGUCGCCCCAGUCCGUGCGCUCGGAAAAGAAUCCCAGACGGCGUGAGGUUAGGCGAAGGUUACGACCACAGUUCAAGUUCCAAAGGAAUCAACUCAGGUAACUCAUCACUCAGUUAUUGCUGCGUGGAAGAAGAGCAGUUAGCCGGCUACUGCCUGGGCGGUGCGGUCGAGCUCCGAAAAUGCGGCGUUCUCGCAAAAGAAGACAAAAACUGCCGCUUCAAUCACAACGCUGUCGGCAACGCAAAGGCGGCCACCGCCGCUGGCGGAUUCCAUUUUGCCGCAUCCCUUCACGACCCGCCAAAGAAAGAAGAUCUGUUGAUGUACAGCAUGAGAGAGGUGAGCAGCGGCGCCGCUAACAGCGAGGUGCUGUCCGGCGUCAAGACUGGCGCGGAGGUGCCAAAAGCGACAGUUUCUUGGAAAGCCCAGAGCAGUGACAGCUGCAGUUAUCUUUCGGGUACACCGCAGUCCGAGACCUACCACGGCUUCUUCACCGAGCAGGUCAAAGCGGAGAAUCUACAGAUAGGCCAGCAUGACUUGCACUGUAAUUUCCUGGAGGAUCCUGGUCCAGAGUGUCUUUUGAUGGCGAGGGACAGUCUGAACUUGGAAUCUUGCAGGUUGAAGGAAGACCACUGUGCCGUGAAAUACGAAUUUGAUGUCAUUCCCGCAGAAGGCGGAGGCGAGCGCAAACAGAAGAAGCGAGAUCAGAACAAAACAGCCGCCCAUAGGUAUCGCCAAAGAAAAAGGGCAGAGUUAGAUUCGUUGGAAGAACAGCUUCACUGCCUGGAAGUGAGGAACCGCGAGCUGCGUGACAAGGCAGAGUCCGUCGAGCGUGAAAUCCAGUACGUCAAAGACCUCCUGAUCGAAGUUUACAAGGCCAGAAGCCAAAGGCUAAAGCAGGAUGCAACAGGAUAACCCCAAAGUCCCGCCAAGAAAUCAGUACAGGGAAGUUGUGGAGCUCUUCAUGUCAUUUUGAUUAGCCACGAUUGAAUGUUGCUUUAUUUUUAAUACUUAUUGCAUGUUUAAAGAAAAAAAAAACAACCCACACACACACAAAUCAUCAAACUAAGAGACGGAACAUUGCUUUGACACUCUCCAACGCUUCAGGCCGGCAAUGUCGUGAUGACAAUCAACGUGUCAUGCUGUGUGAAUCGCCGAAUUCGAAUAGGGUUACUUAUUUCUAUUUAAAAAAAAAAGGAACAAUCACGCCAGUUAAGAUUUUGUUGGCCUUACUUUCCCCUGCCCCUCUUCAAUUUUUUUAAAAACAAUUUCCGAUAGAAAAGCUGAAUGGUGUCAAUUCACGUGGAACUAAAUUAAAACAUUUCGACUGCUCUGUUAUAAAUUAUAUUUAACAUCAAUUAUUUUAAUCUAGACAAAAUGUGUCACGGAUUAUUAAUUUACGGGAAUGCCAAUAUGCAUCACCUUAACAAAAAUGUCCGAUACUUUAAAAAAAAAAAUUUAAUAUUACUUUGUCAACUUAAUUUAAUUGUGCCGUUUUAUUGUAAAUAGUCUAUUUUUUAAAUGUUAGAGGCCGUUGAUUGACGUUAGCUUUGAUGCAGCAACACCGAAUGAGGUUUUCAUAUUUUGAAUAGGUGCUUUUUCCUCUUUUGGUUACACGUUUGAUUUUCCUGAUUCUUGUUCCGAUUCAAUUUCAUUGUGAAGACUUUUUGAUAGAUUUGGCAUUUUCCCCCUCAAUUAUAUACCAAAUUAUACAGUAUAUUAACACAGCUCAGGAUAUACAAUUUGUUAUCCGGUAAACUGUCUCGACCUUCGGAAAUGCCCGAGGAGGAAAUUAUUCAUGCGUCUUCCAGGUGAACUUAAAAAUAUUCCACUUAUGCAUUUUUCUUGUGGCUAGAUACGGAAAGGACACUUUUGCUGCGUGUCUUUCUGCAAGGAAAAAAAAAAUUUGAUUUCGGGAUGAAUCAGGAUUCUUAUUAACGCAACUCGUCUCAUGAGCCUCAGGCUAAUUGCACUAAUUUGUACAAACUUUUAUAUGUUGAGCGAAUAGAGUGUAAUGGUCCUCGCUUUGUAGCAAAUUAACUGAGAAAAGCCUCAUUAGAUAGUUUGUUAACGAUGCGCCGGAAUGCGUAACUUUGGAUUUCCACUGCUGGGAGAAAUCCUACUGGGCAUAUUUUUUUUUCCUAUGCAUUUAUUUGAAGACAAUCUUGAAUAUAAGCCAAGAUAUUAUUAUUAUUUAUUCAAUUUACAAGACACUAAGGAGACCCGUGGCUUUGCCUCAUUGCGGUUGUACUGCCAAGUCGUAGUUAUCGGCCGGCAGGACAAUUCAAAGUCACGGGAUCUCAUACUCGAAAUAAAAUGUUCUGAUUUAAAUUCCACUUCAUCAUCAAACCAGCGUGUAUGUCGAUCGUUGACUUUUUGCCGUUAAAAAUAAAAGUGUGGCAUUAUAA
Hippocampus zosterae (dwarf seahorse) is the source of this 3875-nucleotide messenger RNA. RefSeq lists its product as uncharacterized. The transcript is spliced from 4 exons. Gene Ontology annotation, cellular component: nucleus. NCBI's taxonomy places the organism in Eukaryota, Metazoa, Chordata, Actinopteri, Syngnathiformes, Syngnathidae. The record is from RefSeq and is a predicted model, not a curated record. Gene Ontology annotation, molecular function: RNA polymerase II transcription regulatory region sequence-specific DNA binding; DNA-binding transcription activator activity, RNA polymerase II-specific. The coding region runs from base 1063 to 2382 and encodes 439 amino acids. Gene Ontology annotation, biological process: regulation of transcription by RNA polymerase II.